Dictyostelium discoideum AX4 is the source of this 1728-nucleotide messenger RNA. RefSeq lists its product as hypothetical. The coding region runs from base 1 to 1728 and encodes 575 amino acids. The transcript is spliced from 2 exons. The record is from RefSeq and is a predicted model, not a curated record. Lineage: Eukaryota; Evosea; Eumycetozoa; Dictyosteliales; Dictyosteliaceae.
AUGGAGAAUAAUAAUUUAAAUAUAACUAUUGACCCUGGUUUAACUAACAACAUCGAAAAUUAUAAUAAUAAUAAUAUAAAUAAUAAUAAUAUAAAUAAUAAUAAUAAUAAUAAUAAUAAUAAUAAUAAUAAUAAUAAUAAUAAUAAUAAUAAUAAUAAUAAUAAUAAUGAAGAAAUAAAAAAUGAAAUUAAAAUUAGUAAUGAUCAAAAUUUAAUAGGGUCUCCAUAUUCAAAUUUGGGGAUGUCAACAGAGGAUAUUAUGUCUAAUAGUUCAAUGGUCGGUAGCUGUGAAAGAUUGAGAAUUUCAAAAAUGGAUAGUAGUGUUUGUAGUAGUUAUAAUGAAGAUAAAUUGAAAAAUUUUGAAGAUAGUGAAACAAAAGGAGAAGAAAAUGAAAAAAAUGGUAAAAUGAAAGAAAUGGAUAUUAAUACUCCAAAUGAAAUGGAAGAUGGUGAAAUAGGUUGGAGAGGAUUAAAGACCCUAAGAUUAAUUGCAGAGCGUUAUUUAUUUGGUAUCAUUGUGGCUGCUGUUGUUGGUUUAUUAAUAAUUUUACUUUCUCUUCCUGAUUGGUCCAAUGGUCCCGCUGGUUUUAAUGAAAAAACAUAUAAUAUAUUUUUUAUAAUUUCAAGUAUAUUUUUUGGUCCUUUAUAUGUUGUAGGUGGCUUUAUUGCUAGUUAUGGAAUUGAAAGAGUAAAAGAUGCUAGAAUUAUAAUUUAUGGUACAAGUAUUGGAAUUGGGUUUAUUGUAUUAUAUGUUGUUUUUGCAGUUAAAGAAAUUAGAUAUUGGUAUUAUUAUUUAGAUGUUGUUUCAGUGGUUUUAAUAUUUUCAUUUGUAGAGGUAAUAUUCUCAUUUAGAAUGUCAAAUGUUAUCCAAAAAGCUGAAAGAAGUGUAGUGUGUACCAUGAAAAGUGUUUGGACAGCUUAUAAUUACGCAGCCCCGGAUAUUGUGGUAACCUUAUUUAGUCUUGUAUAUAUGUUCUUUUUAAUUCCAGUUUAUCUUACUAUUGAAAAUAGUAUCUUCCGUCUUGGUUGGAGAUUAGUUAUUCAUCCAAUUUAUUGGACAGUUAUUGUAAUGAUUGCACGUCAAUUUCUAGACCGAGAUAUUUCAACCACCGAUAUUAUGUUAAACACUAAUAUUGUGUUGCACACCUUUUUCCAUCAUCAAACUUUGGGCAAAAUCUUUGUAUUCACCUUUGAUGAUAGUGGUAGUACUCAACUAACUUAUAUUGGUAUUUGCGUGUCGGCCAUUGAAGAUAUUUUCCUACGUUCAAUUGCUUUAAAAAGAGAUGAAUGGUUUUUCACAUUUCUUUAUGACAAAUCCAGAGCUGUAAAACAAGUUUACUCUCAAGAAAGUUUACAAUUAAGAGCUGCCAUCUUAAAUAUUCAAACAGCUUUAGAUUUCUCUGGUCUUAUUACAGCCCCAUUGUUUGUUUUCAUGUUUUCAAAACAUAAACAUGUAUUCCAUGUUCUCGAAGGUUCUACUGUUGUACCAUUAACUUUAUUCAUUCAAUCAUUAUUAUCAAUUUUCUUGGAUUUUGGUGUUGAAAUUACCUGUACCUAUAUUGAAACUAAAUAUUAUAGACUUCCAAUUAAAACAACUUGGGAUUGGAUGAAAUCUCAUAAACUAUCAUUUAUGACUUGGCUUAUUUAUGGUUCAUGCACAAUGGGUUUAUUAGCUAUGAUUUGGUUAAUGGCAAUGAUUCCAAGAGUUGGACAAAGUGUUUAUAACUAA